CCACCACACCCAGAGCCUUAGUCAGGGUCAACACAGACAAGGAGGCACUCUGCUACACCUUCCCUGUCAGCAUUUACUUUCUCUAUUUUCUUCUCCGAACAACAUUUUUGUACUUCUCUAUUGUGGAUCUGGGUUUUUAUUCAUUAGUGUUUAAGUCACAGCCUUGUCAUUGAGGGGAAACAAAAUUAUCCAUAGGCUCUUUUGUGGUGAAAUGCAGGUGUGUGUGGGGGCUGGCAUUCAAAACGGACAUCCAUCUCCCAUCAGUUGGACACUCCAGAGGAACCAGGGCCACUGAUCUCCAUUUACUUUUCAUUGUUUCUGUUACUCUUAGAGACUAAAUCUUUGGGACUUAAGCCUCUUUUCCCCGUGAGGAUAAAAGACAAACAAAGAUGUACAAAGUUCCAAUUCUGAUCUUGACAGUGAUAGUGUCACUGGCCGGUGCCAAAUUCUACAGUCCAAACCAAUACAAUCUGUACAAGGCAGGGGCAAGUCCACACCAUGGCCAAGGGAACCCAACAGGCAGACACAAGAACCACUGUGCAUAUGUAGUGGAGAAGAGCGUGUCUUUCACCAUGCAGGAUGGGGCGGCCCCCUAUGUGAAGGCUGAAUACAACAAGUGCUCCUGGGGUCAGAAGUGUCCAACUCUCAUAUAUCGCCUGAUGUACAAACCACACUACAAGGUAGCAUAUAAAACCCAGACAGAGCUGGAGUGGCGUUGCUGCCCAGGAUACUCUGGCUAUGGCUGCAUGGAGGAACCUCCAGCCUACCACCAACCCAUGAAGAUGAUGCCACCUUUUAAGGGCCCCUCAUUUAAGGGUCCACCUUUUAAGGGACCACAGUUCAAGGGUCCACCUGUCCACCCUGGUCUUAAGGCCAAUCCCUGGAGUCAACCCAAGGGACCUCCCAGCAAUGUCAAAUCUUACCCCAUGCGUCACUUUGGACCUCCCAUGACCUCCUACACAGAGACCUCCUUUGAGCCGUUUCCUUCGGAGCCAGAGCCAGACCACCACCCUCAGCAGCAGCCUGAGGCAGACCACCCUGAGCAUGAACCUGAGCAUGAGACUGAACAGGAGUCUGAACAGGAGUCUGAACAGGAGUCUGAACAUGAGCAUGACCGUGAACAUGACCAUGAGCAUGAACAGGAGCAUGAACAGGAGCGUGAGCAUCGGCCCCAGGAAACACCCCCCCCUGGUGGCAGCCAUGAUGUUGACGGCCAGGAUCCUGACAGUGAGACUGAGGAACGUCUGGGCCGUAUGGAGGAGGACGUGCGGCGCCUGUCCCAGGGCCUGGAGACACUAAAGGGGACCCUAACAGGGUUGGAAGACGCCCUCCGUGCCUCUCUACGUGAGGACGCCAACAGAAUGCUGUCUACCCUGCUGUCUGCCUCACCCGGCCCUGUCCCUGCACCUGCUCUGGCCUCUAGCCACUCAGUCGUGGGCUUCGGGGACAUUCCUGGUGGAGACCCUGAAGCAGAGGGGCUGGAUGGGGGCCUGGCUUUUACAGGUCUGGGGGAGCUGACUAGCAGGGUGGAGCAGCUCAGAACAGAGCUGAAGGUCAAGAGCGCUGAGCUGCAGGAGCUGAGAGGAAUGGUGGUGGGCCAUGACGGAACCCUGAGGAGGCUGUCUGGUGACCAUAGCUCAGCCCGCUCUGCAGGUAAGGAUUACCAGAAGUUUGCGGAGGAGCUGGUAGAUGGCAGACUGGGUGCUAGCAGAGCGGAGAUCCUGGGUGGGUUUGAGCAGAGGAUGGAGGUCGCUGAGGGCCGCUGUGAGGAGAAGGCUGGGGAUGUGCGGCGGCAGUGCCAGCGGGAACAGGAGGAGACACAGGAGCAGCUGGAGCAGGCCCUAGAGGGGAGUGCCACAGGCCUGAAGAAGGAACUAGGACAUCUCCAGGCUCAGAUCCAGCGCCUGGACACUACAGAGGGCUGCUCUGGCAGGAUGGUUGGCUUAGCUGAGAGGGUGCACCUGCUGGAGCAGUCUGUGGCUGGGCUCAACCAGUCCCAGGGCCACUUGAGGGUAGAGCUGGGUGGGCACAAGGAUCAUGUGGAGGGCAUGCUGGAGGGGCGGCUAGGGUACGUUGAGGCCCGCCUUAACCUGACUGGCAAGGUGAAGGGGGUCAGUGGUGCCACUGCUGCUGGUGAGACCAGAGUUAGAGAAAGGCUGCUGAACACCACUGAGGUGGGAUUGGGUUUGGAGGCUCGUCUGGAGGGGAAGCUGAAAGCUCUGGAGGGCCGUCUGCUGACUGCAGUGGAGGAGCUGGGCAACGCGACGGCCCCGGCCCUGCUGGAGGGUCACGCCGUGCCCACUCUGGAGACAGAGCUUGAGUCCCUCCGCCAGAGGCUGGAGCUGGACGUGGACAGAGUCCAGAGACAGCUGAGCGGCCUUGAGAGUCUCUGCACCUCCUCCUGCAGCUCCUCCCCUCCCUCUGGCCUGCAGGGAGAUGCAGCCUCAUUACACUCUCGCCUGGUGGAGGAGGAGGACAACAUGAAGGGGCUCCUGGAUGCUCAAGCUGAGAGUCUGACCAGCCUCAACAGCACCCUGCAGAAGCUACUGGUCAGACUGGACCAUAAGGACCACCAGCAGGAAGACAGGGAGGGGAACUCUCUUCAGGGAGAGCUCAUGGUGCUCAAGUUUAAUGUCCGUUCUGUAAACCGCACUCUCCGGAGUCUGAAAGAUUCGGUGGGGUUGGUGGCGCGGGAGGUGGGCCGCGCCAACAGUACCUGGCAGGAGCGGGAGGAGCGUCUGGCCCAGCAGGUGAAAGGGGUGGUGCAGCUGGUGGGCCGGCAGGCAUCCAUGCUGGGCGCUGGGGAGCGGAGGCUGACCCGGCUGAAGGCAGAACUGCAGGAGCUGAGGAGGCGUCUGGCUGGGGAGGUGCAGGGAUGCAAGAGCACGGCGCUGGGAGUCCAGAAAGAAGUUACUGAGGUGGGGGGCCGGGUGGCCAGCGUGGAAGGCCAAUGCAAGGGUCUAAGUCACUUGGCUGAGGACCUGGAGAGGAUCAGGGCGGAGCUGGAGAGGCAGUCGGACGGACACCUAUCCCAGGUCAACGGGACCCUCAGCAGCCAUGCUCUGCAGCUGUCUGAGCUGAGAGACGGCUUGAGAAACUGCACAGCCAAGCUAGAGCUGAGCCACCAGAGACAACCUCAUAGUCUGGAGCCAGAGCAGAGGAGAGGAGAUCAGUAGACAGAAACUUAUUACUGUAAAAGGGAGGCCACAAUCUGAGUGAUGCUGUAAUGGGCCAUUCUCUAGAACUCCAGAGACAUGGGGUUGAUGUUGAUCAUGUUGAUGUUGGGAAAUGUUCAGAAGUUCGUUGUACAAAUGUAUCGCACUGCAAGUCCAUAGACAAUUUCAAAUUGUGUUAUUGAGUUUGAUCAAGUCCAAAGUUUUAUAUUGAUUGAUUUUUAUAUUGAUUUAGCCAUUGUUUAGAAUAUCCUUAUAGUAUCCAAGAUACAUGUUUUUAUUAUGUUUUUACUUUUCAAUUGCAAGUAUCAGAGAAGUUUGUGAUUCACAUUCAUCUUGGUAUGUAAAUGUUGUUUUUCAA
Molecule: messenger RNA, 3534 nt
Organism: Osmerus eperlanus (European smelt)
Lineage: Eukaryota; Metazoa; Chordata; Actinopteri; Osmeriformes; Osmeridae
Gene: emilin3a
Product: elastin microfibril interfacer 3a
Exons: 4
Coding region: 390-3176 (928 amino acids)
Molecular function (GO): protein binding
Source: RefSeq, a predicted model, not a curated record